CACCCCCCCCGCGACUACGAUGGCUUCGACUCUCGACGCCGUCAAGGCCAAGAUCGAGGAGGUCCUACCGACCAGAAGGGCACAAGCCGAUUCUACCAACGCGAUCUACAUUGACUUGGACGCUGGCAAGGACGAGGAGGGCGCAGAUGGCUCAGAGGCAAAGCCGUACAAAUCUUUGGGUUAUGCCUUCAUCCAGCAUGGCGGCGCGGAGAACAAGUCAUAUCUGCAGCGCGCGUCUGUUACGGGUGCCGUGAGCGCGGAUGGUGAUCCAUCUGAGCGAUUGGCGUGGAAGGAGCCGGCGAAGAGCGCCGUGAAGAAGGCCCAGAAUGCGCUCGACCAGCAUAAGAAGAAGUUGGUUAAGCAGCAGCAGAUUGCUGCUGCCGAGGCGGAGAAGGAGCAGCAGCGCCUCAACAACCUUGAGGAUGCUAAGAAGAUCAUCCUCACGGAAGACGCGUCUCUGCCAAAGGCUGUGAGAACUACAACCGGCGAUAAGAAUAUCAAGCUGGGAGAGGGGGAUGUCAAGGGGGCACGUGUCAAGAUUUGCGGACGCAUCCACAGAUUGAGACAGCAGAAGCAGGCUACAUUUAUAACCCUGAUUGAUGGAUAUGGUCACAUGCAGUGUGUCCUUACCGGCGACCUGACCAAGACCUACGAUGCUCUGACAUUCGCCCAGGGCACCUCGAUCGCCCUGUUUGGUGAGAUGCGCAAGCUCCCAGACGGAGCCACUGCCCCAGACGGCCGUGAGCUCCAGGUCGACUACUACAAGGUCAUUGGUUCCGCCCCAAGCGGCGACGAUGCCAUCACCAACAAGGUUUCCUCGGAGAAGAACAUGUGGGACGCCCAGAUGCUGGAUAACAGGCACCUUGUCCUCCGUGGCGACAACGCGUCCUCCGUCAUGAAGGUCCGCUCCGCCGUUGAGUGGGCAUUCGCAAAGGCCUACAAGGACCUCAAAUUCACAAAAGUCAGCCCACCGGCGCUGGUCCAGACCCAAGUCGAGGGCGGCUCCACGCUAUUCGAGCUGCCUUACUACGACGAGAAGGCCUACCUGACUCAGUCAUCCCAGCUCUACCUCGAGACCGCCAUCCAGAGCCUCGGCAACGUCUACUGUAUCGAGAAGAGCUUCCGCGCCGAGAAGUCGCUCACCCGUCGCCACUUGGCUGAGUACGCCCACGUCGAGGCCGAAAUGGACUUCAUCGAGUUCGACGACCUGCUCGGCCACCUCGAGUACAUGAUCAGCACCGUCAUCGAGACCAUCCUCGCCGACCCCGAGAUCGCGGGCUACAUCAAGGAGCUCAACCCCGACUUCAAGGCGCCCGCGCGCCCAUUCAAGCGCAUGCGCUACUCCGACGCUAUUGACUGGCUCAACGCCCAAGACACCCCCAUCCUCAACGAGGAGGGCAACCCCCACGUCUUUGGCGACGAUAUCGCGGAGGCUGCUGAGCGCAGAAUGACGGAUAUCAUCAACCUGCCCAUCCUCCUCACGCACUUCCCUACCGCUAUCAAGGCCUUCUACAUGAAGCGUGACCCUAACGACCCCCGCGUCACCGAGAGCGUCGACGUCCUCAUGCCCGGAGUUGGUGAGAUCGUCGGCGGCUCAAUGAGAAUGGAAGGCUAUGAUGAACUGAUGGCCGCGUACGAGCGCGAGGGCAUCCCGCCAAAGGAGUACUACUGGUACACCGACCAGCGCAAGUACGGCACCUCCCCCCACGGCGGCUACGGACUGGGCCUAGAGCGCUUCCUCGCGUGGGUGUGCAACCAGCACUCCGUCCGGACGUGCUGCCUGUACCCGCGCUUCAUGGGGCGCUGCAAGCCGUAGUUUAGUUGAGAUUCGGAGCAAUGUCCCGGUCCAUGCGUCGCGCUUUCUUUGUGGGUGUUGUGCUGGCCCCGUCCGUCGUCCCGCUAGCCCGAGCCGUGGCAUGUUGGUUGUGUGUGACGCAACGGAAUGCUGUCGUGGCGAUUGGGGGGGAGUGAAGGGACGGCAUGAUUCGUGGUUGAUUUAUCCAUUAUACAGUAGUCAAAGAGAUCUGUUGGAAUCUUUGUG
Pseudogymnoascus destructans is the source of this 2041-nucleotide messenger RNA. RefSeq lists its product as uncharacterized. Gene Ontology annotation, molecular function: ATP binding; nucleic acid binding; asparagine-tRNA ligase activity. The coding region runs from base 20 to 1816 and encodes 598 amino acids. Gene Ontology annotation, biological process: asparaginyl-tRNA aminoacylation. The record is from RefSeq and is a predicted model, not a curated record. The transcript has 2 exons. Lineage: Eukaryota; Fungi; Ascomycota; Leotiomycetes; Thelebolales; Thelebolaceae. Gene Ontology annotation, cellular component: cytoplasm.